Molecule: messenger RNA, 1194 nt
Organism: Brenthis ino (lesser marbled fritillary)
Lineage: Eukaryota; Metazoa; Arthropoda; Insecta; Lepidoptera; Nymphalidae
Source: the annotation of a GenBank genome assembly
AUGGACCACAACGAGGCUAUUUUAAGGUCACAUCUAUCGAAUUACAAGCAUCGCGACAUUACACUACGAGAGGUGAUUAGUGUAAUUCAAGUAUAUCGCAGUCUCACUUAUCGUUUAGAAGGAUUUGUUUUUAACAAUGGCGUUAGAAAAGAUUUAUUGAACCUUGAGGGUACAAUUCCUGUGAACUUCAAAGGUGCAUAUUACAAUAUCCCAGUGUGUAUUUGGUUGAUGGAUAAACACCCACAGGCUGCACCACUAUGUUUUGUGAAACCGACAGCAGACAUGUCGAUUAAGGUAUCUAAAUACGUUGACCAUAAUGGAAAAGUAUACUUGCCGUACCUACAUGAAUGGGAUCAGAGAACAUCUACACUACAACAACUUAUACAGUGCAUGAUAGCGGCGUUUGGGGAAUUACCCCCCGUAUUUUCUAAGCCUCGUAAUGAAGCCCGUGCACCCUACCCUGUUAGUUCUUUUAUGCCUCAACCUGCAGGUUAUCCUUAUCCUGCUGUAAGCACACCUCCAACAGGGUUCCCGAAUGUUACUCCAUAUCCUGCAACAUCAAAUUUGCCAUAUCCAAGUUUCGGUUCUCCUUAUCCUGGAUCUGUUACUUCUAAUGGCAUUCCGUUUUCUCCUUCAAACCCAACCCCAUUCAAACCACCAACUGGUUAUCCUGGACCAGAAACAAGUGGUACAAUAACUGAAGAGCAUAUUAAAGCUUCUUUAUUAUCUGCUGUUGAAGAUAAAUUAAGAAGAAGACUUAAAGAACAAUCUCAACAGUCACAAGCUGAGCUUGAAACAUUACGUAGAACUCAGCAAGAGCUGAGGGAAGGUAAAACUAGAUUAGAAGAUAUAUUAACAAGAUUACAAAAAGAAAGAGCAGAACUUGAUAAAAAUGUUGCUACUUUACAAGAAAAAGAAAAAGAACUGGAGGCUGCUUUGGAACAUUUAGGUGAGCAAGAGACUGUUGAUGUUGAUGAAGCAGUAGUGACUAUUGCACCACUAUAUUCGCAAUUGUUGAAUGCUUUUGCUCUAGAAGCUACUCUAGAAGAUGCAAUUUACUACAUGGGUGAAGCAUUACGUAAAGAAGUUAUUGAUUUGGAUACAUUUUUAAAACAAAUGCGUAUACUUGCUCGUCGUCAAUUUACUUAUAGAGCUCUGAUGCAUAAGUGUAGGCAAAAGGCUCAACUUGCAUGU